UGAAAACAUAGUUUCAGUUAUUGAGGAAGCUCUAAACUCAGCCUGUUGACUGUAAUUUAGCUCCCUCAGAAAGACUGGGAGCAAAAUGCAUACCCGUAAUGUGGAAAAAGACUUUGUACCUACUGAAUCACUUGCAAAGCAAGGUUAUCUUUCUUCAAGAAAGCAUUCUAGUGAAAUAAUCCUACAGUCAGUCUUGGUCUGCUUCAUGUGUGUGACAGUAAUACUAUGUAUAGUGAUUACUGCUCUGGCAGUAACUAGAGUUAAAUUCCAUCAAAAGCAAUCAGAAUGCCCUGAAGCUGCAUGCCCAGAGAGCUGGAUUGGUUUCCAAAGAAAGUGUUUCUACUUUUCUGAUGACACCAAAAACUGGACAUUCAGUCAAAGAUUCUGUGUCUCACAAGGUGCUGAUCUUGUUCAGGUUGAAACUCUCCAGGAACUGCAUUUCCUAUUGAGGUAUAAAGGUCCCUCAGACCACUGGAUUGGGCUGAGCAGAGAACAAGGCCAAACAUGGAAAUGGAUAAAUGGCACUGAAUGGACUGAAUUUUUUCCAAUCAGAGGAGGAGGGGAGCAUGCCUACCUGAAUGACAAAGGUGCCAGUAGCGCAAGGCGCUACACAGAGAGGAAGUGGAUUUGUUCCAAACUAGACACACAUGCCCAAAUGAGGAGGCGAAGCCCUAAGUGAUCUUCAGACACACAUUGUAAAAUAACUGACCAAUUGCUAUCUCCAGUUAUGCUUAUCGACUUUUAAAAAUUUUUUUCUAGUAAAACUGCUUUGCUUAUA
This is a messenger RNA of Manis javanica (Malayan pangolin), 778 nucleotides long. Its product is annotated as C-type lectin domain family 2 member D-like. Lineage: Eukaryota; Metazoa; Chordata; Mammalia; Pholidota; Manidae. The record is from RefSeq and is a predicted model, not a curated record. Gene Ontology annotation, cellular component: external side of plasma membrane.